Pararge aegeria (speckled wood butterfly) is the source of this 1263-nucleotide messenger RNA. Its product is annotated as O-glucosyltransferase rumi homolog. Gene Ontology annotation, cellular component: endomembrane system. The record is from RefSeq and is a predicted model, not a curated record. Bases 26 to 1240 code for a protein of 404 amino acids. Gene Ontology annotation, biological process: protein O-linked glycosylation; positive regulation of Notch signaling pathway. Gene Ontology annotation, molecular function: UDP-glucosyltransferase activity; UDP-xylosyltransferase activity. NCBI's taxonomy places the organism in Eukaryota, Metazoa, Arthropoda, Insecta, Lepidoptera, Nymphalidae. The transcript is spliced from 6 exons.
UCACUGGGUUCAAUUGAUAAAAAUCAUGUAUUUAGAUAUUUAUAUUACUAAAACAUUACUGUGCCUAUUAUAUGCGUUUGCAGUAGUUCAAACUGAUGAAAGAGAUUCAAUAUGCACAAGUUCUAAUGGGGGCUUGUGUACAGAAAAUCAUAAUAAAUACAGCAAAGAAGUUAAUGAAUGGCAUUCAAGAAUAAAUACUCUUAUUAACACUGCGUUAGAUGAGUAUAAACCUUGUGUGGCUAAGAACUGUAGUUGUCACAAGGAUGUUUUGAACAAUGACUUGCUUCCAUUUAAAAGUGGAAUUACGAAAGAAAUGGUUACACAGGCUCUAUCUAAAGGCACAAAGUACCAGAUAAUUGAUGGUAAAUUAUACCGUCAGAAAGAUUGCCACUUCCCUGCAAGGUGUGCUGGUAUUGAACAUUACUUAAAAUCCUUGUCGCCCAAACUACCUAACAUGGAACUAGCAAUUAAUACAAGAGACUGGCCACAAGUUAACAGAGAAUGGGGCCAUAAGGCAGCACCUGUAUUCUCAUUCAGUAAGACCAAGGAAUAUUAUGACAUCAUGUAUCCUACAUGGAGCUUCUGGGAAGGAGGUCCAGCAAUAGCGCUCUACCCUACAGGCAUUGGUAGAUGGGAUCAACACAGAUUAUCAAUUUCAAAAGCUGCUGACAAGUGGCCCUGGAACAAAAAAGAAGAAAAAGGAUUUUUCAGAGGAUCAAGGACUAGUGAAGAGAGGGAUGCUUUGAUUUUAUUGUCAAGAUCAAAUCCGGAAAUUGUGGAUGCUCAAUAUACAAAGAAUCAAGCUUGGAAGUCUGAUUCAGAUACGCUUUAUGCCAAUCCAGCAAAAGAAGUAACAUUUGAAGAUCAUUGUAAAUAUAAAUACUUAUUUAACUAUAGAGGAGUGGCAGCAAGUUUUCGGUUAAAACAUUUAUUUUUAUGUAAGUCAUUAGUUUUUCAUGUUGGUGAAGACUGGUUAGAAUUCUUUUACCCAUCUUUAAAACCAUGGGUGCAUUAUGUUCCCCUAAGUCCAAAGGCAAGUCAACAAGAAAUAAUGAAGUACAUAAACUAUUUUAAGGAACAUGAUUCGUUAGCUAAAGAAAUAGCUGAUAGAGGUUUUCAGCACAUUUGGGAUCAUCUUACAGAUAAGGAUGUUGAAUGUUAUUGGAGAAAAUUGCUGAAAAAAUAUGCUAAACUUUUAAAGUAUGAUGUUGUUAGAGAUAUUGAGGCUAAGAAAAUAUAACUGGAUCUGGUUUGAAGAAAUAA